AUGGCCAUGAAAGUCACUACCUGGUCUCAGGGCCAGAAGCAACUCCUCUGCCUCGCUCGUGCGAUGGUUCCAAAAGGCAAAGUACUAAUCCUUGAUGAAGUGACGAGCAAGUAUCGAGACCGAGAAUUUCAUGCAAUGCAGGAAGUCAUCAACAGAUUCAACACUGAGUUUUCGACUCAUACUGUCUUGGCAGUUGUGCAUCGGUUGAGGUUCAUCCACCAUUACGACCGUAUCGCUCUUUUAGAUGACGGUGUCAUGAUUGAAUUCGGUUCUCCCGGGGCGCUGAUGUCAAUGAAUUCUCGUUUUAAUAUACUUCAUGACUCGGGAAAUUUGUGA
Messenger RNA from Penicillium psychrosexuale, 336 nucleotides. RefSeq lists its product as uncharacterized. Lineage: Eukaryota; Fungi; Ascomycota; Eurotiomycetes; Eurotiales; Aspergillaceae. The transcript has 2 exons. Gene Ontology annotation, cellular component: membrane. The record is from RefSeq and is a predicted model, not a curated record. Gene Ontology annotation, molecular function: ATPase-coupled transmembrane transporter activity; ATP hydrolysis activity; ATP binding. Gene Ontology annotation, biological process: transmembrane transport. Bases 1 to 336 code for a protein of 111 amino acids.